AUGAAGUUUCCCCAGGGCUGCGACGGUGACCGUGAGCGCGCCGGGGGCCGCCGCCGGCCGCCCGCCCUCCGCGCCGCCGCCGCCGCCGCCCUGCCGCUGCUGCUGCUGCUGCUGCCGCCGCUGGCCGCCGCCGCCCCGCUGCCCGCCGCCGACUCCUCCGGGGAGGCCGAGCUGGAGGAGGCGGCGGUGCGGCGGGCGGCGCUGCCCGACUCCCUGCGGCUGGCCCAGCUGCUGCACGCCCGGGCGGCCCAGCUGCAGGAGGAGAUGUGCGAGAAGUUCACCGUCUGCGAGAACAGCAUUGAAAUGCUCAUCCAGAACAACCUCAACCUCCCCAAAGUGACAGAGCAAGAUGGGUGUCUGCUCGCCGGCUUCGAUGAGGAUAAAUGCUUGAGGAAAAUCUCCAGCGGGCUUUAUACCUUUGAGACAUACCUUAAAUACGUACAAGAAACUUUUACUAGUGAAAAGCAAAAUGUCAAAUCGCUGUGCUCCGGUACGGAGCACCUGGCACAUACCAUAAGACAGAUGGUGAUAAACCCCAGUGAAGUGAUCAUCCCAGACUCAGCUACCCAGGAAUCCCUCCACGCAAAGCUGAAGUCCAAUAAGACCUGGAUAGAGAAAAUCACCACCCACCUCAUCCUCCGAGAUUUUACUUCAUUUAUGGAGAAAACCGUGAGGGCCGUCCGCUAUUUGAAAAAUACCAGGAGUUUCAGUGUCUGAAUGUUUUAAUUCAGGCACAAUCCUUUGUUACAAAUCUGUCAGGUGGCAGACGACAGUGUU
This is a messenger RNA of Phalacrocorax carbo (great cormorant), 777 nucleotides long. The record is from RefSeq and is a predicted model, not a curated record. NCBI's taxonomy places the organism in Eukaryota, Metazoa, Chordata, Aves, Suliformes, Phalacrocoracidae.